Rhinolophus ferrumequinum (greater horseshoe bat) is the source of this 5055-nucleotide messenger RNA. It is a transcript of the gene TMC3, whose product is annotated as transmembrane channel like 3. Lineage: Eukaryota; Metazoa; Chordata; Mammalia; Chiroptera; Rhinolophidae. Bases 155 to 3451 code for a protein of 1098 amino acids. Gene Ontology annotation, cellular component: plasma membrane. The record is from RefSeq and is a predicted model, not a curated record. Gene Ontology annotation, molecular function: mechanosensitive monoatomic ion channel activity. The transcript has 23 exons.
CAGCCCUGUGCUGACACCAGCGGCAGACCAGCAGUCCUGCUCCUGAGACCUGGAGGGCAGAGCGACUUGCGGCAACAUUCAGAAACCUCCCCUGGAGCAGACCCUGCCUGCUGGCUUCCCGUGCCCCACUCACCCCUAGUGAUCACCGGCGCCCAUGAAACCCUCUAGGGCAUCCCAGCGCUACAGAAGCAUCCGGAGAAAUGCCAGCCAGCACUACUUGUACCGGGAGUCCCUGCUGCUCAGCAGCUUGGAUGACAGCUUUAAUGCUGGUGAGACGGGGGACAGCAGUGAUCCAGAGCAAAUCUUCCAGAACAUACAGUUCCAGAAGGAGCUGAUGGCAAACCUGCAGAGCAGACCCUGGACCAUGGGACAGAAGCUGAGGGCACUGCGACGAGCGAAGGACAUCAUCCUGAAGUUUGAAGGGCGGCUGACCAGGACCCGCGGCUACCAAGCAGCAGGUGCCAAGCUCUGGCGGAAGUUGGCUCGUCUUGCCCGUAACUUCCUGGUCAUCUUCAUCCCCUGGGAAACGAGGAUAAAGAAAAUCGAGAGUCAUUUUGGAUCUGGGGUUGCCUCCUACUUCAUCUUCUUGAGAUGGCUAUUUGGAAUUAAUAUUGUGCUCACCAUUAUGACGGGUGCUUUUGUCAUCAUUCCUGAGCUCAUUGCAGGCCAGCCCUUUGGAAGCACGGCCAGCAAGACCAUCCCCAAGGCUCACAUUGCAUCUGCCCAAGACCUGGACACCGUCUGGUCCCUGGGGGGUUACCUCCAGUACUCAGUCCUCUUCUACGGCUACUACGGCAGAGAGAGAAGGAUCGGGAGAGCUGGCUACCGGCUGCCCUUGGCGUAUUUCCUGGUGGGGAUGGCAGUGUUUGCGUACAGCUUCAUCAUCCUCUUAAAAAAGAUGGCUAAGAACUCCCGCACGAGCCUGGCCAGCGCUUCCAGUGAGAACUACACCUUCUGCUGGCGGGUGUUCUGUGCCUGGGACUACCUCAUUGGGAACCCGGAGGCUGCGGAGAGCAAAACCGCGGCCAUCGUGAACAGCAUCCGGGAGGCGAUCCUAGAAGAACAGGAAAAGAAGAAAAGCAAAAACCUAGCUGUGACCGUCUGCCUGCGGGUCGUUGCCAACAUGCUGGUGCUGGUCUCACUGGCGGGGAGCAUUUAUCUCAUCUACUUCGUGGUGGACCGGUCCCAGAAGCUGGAACAGUCGAAGAAGGAGUUGACGCUCUGGGAAAAGAACGAGGUGAGCGUGGUGGUCUCGCUUGUCACCAUGCUGGCGCCUUCUGCCUUUGACCUCAUCGCGGCCUUGGAGAUGUACCACCCGCGAACAGCACUGCGCUUCCAGCUGGCGAGGGUCCUCGUGCUGUACCUGGGCAACCUGUACAGUCUGAUCAUCGCGCUCCUGGACAAAGUUAACAGCAUGAGCUCCGAGGAAGCUGCUAUCAAAAAUAACACAAGUCACUGGACAGAUUCUACCAUCUUCUUUGCCACCAGGACAGCCCCUGAAGGAGAGAAAUGGUCCACGCCUGGGCCUGGGACAGGGCUCAGGAGAAACAGCACGUGGGCCCCAGACCUGGCCAGCGUCCCCACUUACACCGUGUCCCUCUCAGACGCCAACCAGACCACCGUCUACACCCAGGGUCCGCAGGACCAGUGCUGGGAAACUUACGUCGGACAGGAGAUGCUGAAGCUGUCCAUUAUCGACCUGCUCUUCACCGUGGCCAGCAUCCUGCUCAUCGACUUCUCCCGAGGGCUCUUUGUUCGCUACUUAAGUGACUACUGGUGCUGGGACCUGGAGAGCAAGUUUCCUGAAUAUGGGGAAUUCAAAAUCGCAGAGAACGUGCUGCAUUUAGUCUACAACCAAGGAAUGAUUUGGAUGGGCUCCUUCUUCUCGCCAUGUCUGCCCGCAUUCAACGUCCUCAAACUGGUCGGGCUGAUGUACCUGAGGAGCUGGGCUGUGCUGACCUGCAACGUGCCCCACCCGCAGGUGUUUCGAGCCUCCAGGUCCAACAACUUUUACCUGGCGACGCUCCUGUUUAUGCUCUUCCUUUGCAUGCUGCCCACCGUUUUCUCCAUUGUCCGGUACAAGCCGUCUCCCAGCUGUGGGCCGUUCAGUGGCCAAGAGAAAAUCUACGACAUCGUGUCGGAAACGAUCGAGGAGGGCUUCCCCACGUGGCUCGGCUCUGUGCUGGGGUACGUCAGCAGCCCCGUGGUGAUCCUGCCGGCCGUGCUGCUGCUCGUCAUGCUCAUCUACUAUCUUCAGAGCAUCGCGAGGUCCCUGAAGCUCAGCAACCAGCAGCUCAAAAUGCACAUCCAAAGCGUGAGAUCUGAAGAUAAGAGAAAGGUUGCCCAAAUGGUAGAAGCCCGCAUCCAAACCCAAGAGGAAAGCACCAGGAGGCUGCCAAAGGACAGUGAUCUCGGCAGCCUCCUGUCCUCGGCUCACUCGGCGACAGCCCAGAACAACGGCCAUGUGGUCAGCCUCGACUCAUCAAGCAGCAGGAGUGGCAGGGUCGAGACGGUCACCCAACCCAUGCCCCCGAGUACCCGGCCAGGGCCCGGCAGCCCUCCUCUCCCUGGCAUCUCCCACUCGGGGCCAGAGGGCGACACUAACAGGUGCCCGCCGGGUCCGUGUGCAGGCACAGGCGGCCGUCACCAGACCAGAUCCCGCGCAGCUGUGACGCUUACAAAGCGUAUCGAAGAUGUUCACUCAGAACCCCUUUUCCAACAAGACUUUCAGCAAAUCAGCCCCCCACUCCAUGGAGCAGGGGUGUUGGCCUUGGUGCCACAUGGCCACAGGCCCCACACCCCCAGAUACUAUGUCGUUAAUGAACGUGAGUCUCCCCAAAAAACCCAUCCAGCGUACUGGCCGGUAGGACAUUUCAAGAUCGAUGGCUUAGGGGACGUUGUAGAGAUGCAGGCCGGGAGUAUGUGGCAGCGUGUGUCCCAGGCGCCCCAGCGGGCUCGCUCCCCGCUGCUGAGUGAGGAAGAGGAGGAGGCGUGGAGGGGGGACCGGACCCAUCGGUCUCUGUACCCACACGCCCUGGCUGACCUCCACGGGGCUCCUCAGUCUUACGUGGCCGACAGGUCAGAACGCCAGACCCUGGCUCCUGGGCACCGGGGCCGGGGGCGCCACAGGCCCCGGAAGCAUGGUGCUGAGGGUCCCCUUGGCCAGCCGCUGUGUGUGCAGGGGAAGCCGCGCCCCCGGACUCUGCGGUCCCCCCAGUACCCUCUGCGGCCCAGAGGCAAGCCCAAGGAGGAGCCACGCCUCACAGAAUCAGAUUCCCUGUCGGCGGCGUCCAGUAGUGAGCAGCACAGCAGCAGCGCCGACCAGUACCUCCAGGUGUCCCGCAGCCGGCACAGCUUCCCCAGGUCCGCGGGCCAGCUCGGCGGGAGGGCGGCCGUGUCGAGGCUGGAGCUGGCCGUGGGUCUCAAUGACCUGAUUUGUUCCGAUGUCUAGCGGCUUCUUCUGGUGUCCCCCUGGAGCGCUCGUGUGGUCUGACUGUGUGUUCCCUCCCCCUGCUGGAGAGAGGGCCAAGCACGCGUGGUGGGGGUCAGAGACCUGUGGGGCAGCUCCAGGCGUCCUGGCCAUUGAGCAGCAGCCACGGCGGGGGGUCUCCCUGUGCCCGGCCCACCCAUUGUUUCAGAAACUUCAGUCCUUUGCCUCCAUUCAGGGGACCACGAAUCCUCAUAAUGCCUGGACUCAGCCCUUCGAUGAGUGUCCAGGCGGAGAUGUCGCCCUUGGAGAUUUCACAGCACUUAGCUAGAUGAUCUGAACAGCCAGGUUGGUGGUGAGAGGAGUAAGUCAGUCUGUUUACUAGGCUGGAUGUCUAUCCAUUGGUCAGGACCAGUAGGUGGCGGUACAGACCCCCCAGGGUGUCUCUGUUCCUGUAACUGGCUUCAGGCUCAGCUGGACCAAGGUCAGAGAUCUUUGGGGCUCCGUCUUCCCCCCUCUCAGCUCUAUUUGUGUUGUUGAUCUGGGUUUCUCCUGCUACCUGCAGGCUUGCUCCAGGCUGUAGGUGGAGGAGGAAUUCGUGCCACAGAAAGUUCCAGGUGUACGGCCCCCAGCCAGGUAGCCCUGGGGAAAGAAGAGUUCUCCGUCCCUCCCACGUCAGGUCACUUUGCCCUUUGUGGCUGGGGCCCUGUUCUCCGGGAGCAGGUGGGAGAGGGGCAGCAGUGUGUGUAGUCUGCCAUGGUUAACUGGCCUGCCCCCCGUUCCUCUCUCUUCUCAUAACUGCUGUCACUCUAAAUUGUGUCUUUGAAGUUUUCUGUCUCUACCGGACUGUGAGAGCCCCUGGGACAGGAAUGGCGUUUCUUCAUUUCCGCACCCCCAGUAACUGACACUUAAAAGAGGGAAGGUUCUAGAACACACUGGGGACGUCCUGUUCUGAGAGGUGCCAACAGGUGUUCCCUGAUGAGGGUCCCCUCUUCCAUGUGCUCGCUCUGGGGCUGUAGCUGAGGGCUCCCUGGAGCCCUGCCACACGCUUCAGAAGCAUCUGGCCCUGCUCCAGGACCUGUCAGAACACCUGUGUGUGUGUGUGGGGGGGUGAUGCUCCAUCCUUCCUAAGGAAACGCGAGUGUCACCAGUACACACCCAGCGCUGCGAGCAUGUGUCACCCUUCAGUGUCCAGCACAGCUCCCACACACUCCCGCUCUUAGCGAGGGCUCUGUCUUUAGCCAGAGAGACAGACAUAAACCACGCCCAGCCGUCCGGAAGCAAGCGGACAAGCACCCGUAUUCCCACUGGGUCACGCUGUUGGAAUUUUAUUUCCAUCUAGCCAUGUCGUUAGUAGUAGCAGCAGCAUAGCAGUCAAGAAGAGAUUACAGAUGUGAUCAAGUCCGCUCUAGUCUGCACCUUUAGCUUCACUCCCCUCGGACUACCAAGAGUUUGGCGUCUGUCUGUCCUUUCAGUCACCUGUUUAUAGUUAUAUGAUAUGCUGUGUGUGUGUGUUUGUGUGAAUAUAUGUGUGAGCACCUACAAAACAGUACCUAAGUAUGUUUUACUAAUUAAAUGCUGUCGUCCUGCGUGUGCUGUUCACAUUUAUGUUUCUGAGGCCUGUUGGA